GCCGGCCACUAUUGAAAACUUGAAUGCGAGCCAAGUCAAGCUCGCAGGACGGUCGUCAAGAUGGUUAAUCCAGGAAAGAGGAUGAACAUAUUGCAAGCCAUAUUGGCGUUACGGCAUGGCCCAGGGGCGGCAAUAUUACCACCUGAAAUCACACGAAUACAUAUGGAUUUUGCAAUGAAGUGGAACAAUGGACACUUUGGCCCUAGGAAAUUCUGGAAGACAUGCCUUCCCCGUCUUAAAUUCUGGAACCCAGCGAUUCCAAUGAUCGUAAACCGAACACUAGACCAAUCAGCACCAGCAAAAAUGUCGAUAUACUUCCGACAAGCAGCACUAUCUUCUGACGCCCCAUCGGCGCUUAGUACUAAGUUAAGCACAUUACCACUAGCCCAACAACCACGUUCGAGCACGGAAAAUGAGCACCCAGCGCCCGAACCCGAGGAGAACGAACGUGUCGUCACGAUUGAUAUGAAGGACGUACACUCAGAUCAGAUUCUAGCCGAAUUCCUGUCUAAAACAGGUGCCUCGCUUGUUCAACCCACGCCUGACGAGCGGUCGGAGAUGCGCCAGAUUGAAGAGCGUACCGAAAGGGCGGCUAUCGACCGCGCUAUUGUCAAGAAAUACAUUGAUGAUAAGAAUCGUGAGGAGCGAAUGAUGGCCAUGGCACGCCAAGAGGCAGAAGCUAUUAAGAUGGCGAAUCAAUGAUGAAAAAUGCCCUAAAAAUCCAACUCGAGGAGACUUACAAUAGCAGCAGAAAGAGAGGAGGCCAAGGAAAAGGAAAAAGGAUGGGAAUGAAUGAUAAUGACUUACCGAGACGGCCUCUUUACGUUUGAAUCGUCGCUCCAUUGCAUAAGACGUGUAUCAUACGAAACAACCAGGCGCAUAUAACCGCGGAUGGAAUGUAUAUGAAGAAAGGAAGUAUAUACCAGGCCUCCUAAAAGGGAGCUUCGCCUGAGCAGGAUACCUGCACACCGGGACCCGAAUGAAAAAAGGAAAUGAAUAAAUUCAACUUACAACGAAGACGACAUAUUUUUUGUUGUCCUCUCCCUCCUCUCCCUUACCCUACUUCAACCUCUUACACCAGACGAAAGUCACCUUGCAUACACUCUGAGAUAUUCUGCCCUGAUCCCCAUGGCUUAUCUCAAUUUUGCGUCAAGGAAGAUUGAAUUCAGACCACAUUCCUAUUCACCGUGGCCUCCUUAUAUAUUAAAGGUGCAUGGUUUAUUUUGUUGGCCUACAUCAAUAUCUGCCGUAAUUGAGCGCUAUUUUCGAUGAUCACUUCUUACAUGAGAACAGAAAGAUGUGAGCAAGUUACACUAGAAAACGCUGCAAA
Molecule: messenger RNA, 1330 nt
Organism: Hypoxylon trugodes
Lineage: Eukaryota; Fungi; Ascomycota; Sordariomycetes; Xylariales; Hypoxylaceae
Product: CI-B8 domain-containing protein
Exons: 3
Coding region: 61-702 (213 amino acids)
Cellular component (GO): mitochondrion
Molecular function (GO): structural constituent of ribosome
Source: RefSeq, a predicted model, not a curated record